This is a messenger RNA of Octopus sinensis (East Asian common octopus), 1553 nucleotides long. Its product is annotated as CST complex subunit STN1-like. Gene Ontology annotation, molecular function: nucleic acid binding. The coding region runs from base 294 to 1490 and encodes 398 amino acids. Lineage: Eukaryota; Metazoa; Mollusca; Cephalopoda; Octopoda; Octopodidae. The transcript has 10 exons. The record is from RefSeq and is a predicted model, not a curated record. Gene Ontology annotation, biological process: double-strand break repair via homologous recombination; nucleotide-excision repair; DNA replication. Gene Ontology annotation, cellular component: chromosome, telomeric region; DNA replication factor A complex; site of double-strand break.
CGUCACAUUUCGUAACGAGUGGUCAAUCACAGCAGACAAAUCGUUCGAUUGUAAGGAGAGAGAGAAGAAGGAAUGUGUCUGUGUGUCAGCUGUGAUCUUGCACUUAUCCAUACACGUCCCUUUAUCAAUAUUACAGCGAACGUCAGAAAUAGUUAGAAAAAAUAUAUGUUCAUUCUUCUGCAACACCUUGGUAUUAUAACGCCGCAAAGUUGAGUAGCAGCAGUUUGUUUAUCUGUCUACUGAGUCGGUUAUAUUUCACUGUUUAUCUAUUCACUAAUUAUCUGUCUAAUCAUAUGUUUAUAUAUAUACAUACUAUAUAUUGGCGAUUAUAUUUCUUAUAUAUGUAUCAGCCGACUCAUUUGGCCGUCUCUCUAACUUUAUCAAGAGAAACAGUAGAAUCCUCGGAAGCCAAUAAUAAACACUUCUUUUGGUUAUUACUGUUACCUACAGUCAUGAUUAAUUCUGAAUCAGAAGAUACGGACUUGGUAUUUUAUGAUGAAAAUCUCUGUGGAUUGGACCCCUUGUUUCAUGUACAUUGCAAACUGUUCAUUGUUGAUGUCCUGAAUCUUUCACCUUACCCAACACUUCCAGGAGCUUAUUGUUAUAAAAACCAUCCUAUAUUCAAAGUUGAUAUCAUGGGAAUAAUUGCAAGUUGCCAAGAAAAACAAAAAAACUUUAUACUCGGAGUUGAUGAUGGUACUGGUAUAAUAUCUUGCUGUGUUUGGAAGGAAAAAGUGGAAACUGGAGACAAUGACUUCAGGAGUUUUCUUCCAGAAAGUUUACGCUUGAAAACACAUACGUUGCAUCCAGAGUUUAGUCUUGGAGAAAUGGUUCACAUUCGAGGAAAAAUAAAGUCUUACAAAGGUGUCAAUGAAAUAAUGAUAAACUACAUCACAGCACCAGUAUCCAGUGUUUCUGCUGAACUCACUCAUAUGUUACAGAGUCCAUAUUUGUACAAGACUGUCUACGACCAAACAUUAGUAUUGGCAUCUGAAGUUCAGAAGUUGCAGCUGGAAGCAAAUGAGAUAAGAACCGGAUUGAAACCAUUGGAGAAUGUUAUGAGAGAACUACUGGCCAAGAUAACAGUGUUUAAUAUUGAAACUAUCAAAGAACAUGACAUUAUGCACAGAAUCCAAGAUAGUCUUGGUGUUCAUGAGUCCUUGGAAUACGUGGAGAGUAUGUUGAACAAAGUCUUAAAACAAAUGGAACACCAAGGCUUAAUAUGUUCUCGUUCUGAUCUUGGAAAUUCAACAUAUGAGUCAUUAUUGAACCCCAAAGCUGAUCUGAAAUUAUUAAUUAUGGAUAUUAUCAAGAAAGAAGUAUAUAAUGGCAAUGAGUAUGGGUGUUCAUUGAUGACUCUGAGAAGUUCCCUGGAGAAGACAAGUCAGUAUACUGACAUAUCAGAUGUCGCUGUUAACUGGUGUCUUGACCAACUGGAAACCAGUAGCAGCAUUAUUAAAAUCACAAACACUUGUUUUAUGCCCUCUUAACAUUUUCAUAGAAUUAUAAGUCAUUAAAGUUAUUAUGUAUGUUUUAAUAAAAAUGAUCAUUUU